CCCGGACCCGGUUGUUUGGGCGCCAAUAAAUUUGGAAAUGACCAAAUUGUCCUUUCAGCUAUGAGCGAUCAUCUCGUUCUGUAUGUGGACCGAUUAAUUCGGCCGGUACCCGUUGAGUCGGUGCCCAACCCGACUGAGGUUGUUCCUUUCUUGCCGAUCGGUGGGGAUUUGGAGGGCGACUCGCUCGGCUUUCCUUGUUCGACGUCCACUUCCAAUGUUGAUGAGAAGAGAAAAGAGAGUGAGGAUUUGGAUGGAGAGGAUGAUUCAUUGAUUCAGACAGCGGAGUGUCGCAUUUGUCAAGAUGACGAUAUAAUUAGGAAGCUGGAAACUCCAUGUGCUUGUAGUGGCAGUCUUAAGUAUGCGCACCGGAAGUGUAUACAGCUUUGGUGCAAUGAGAAAGGGGAUAUCAUUUGUGAGAUUUGUCAUCAGCCUUACCAACCUGGUUAUACAGCUCCACCACCUCCCCCUCGCAUUGAAGAAACGUCUAUCGACAUUGGGGGAGGGUGGACCAUCACUGGCACCCCUUUGAAUUUACAUGAUCCUCGCCUUUUGGCUAUUGCAGAGGCUGAACAUAAUUUAUUGGAAGCCGAGUAUGAUGAAUAUGCUGCUUCAGAUGCCAGUGGCGCUGCAUUUUGUCGAGCAGCUGCUUUUAUUCUCAUGAUCCUACUUUUCUUGCGUCAUGCACUUGAAGUCACAGAUCCUGAUGGCGAUGAUUACUUGUCUGCUUUCUUCUCUAUUUUCUUGCUUCGAGUGGCUGGGUUUCUCUUGCCCUGUUACAUAAUGGCUUGUGCAGUCAACAUCUUGCAACGUCGACAACGAAGACAGGAACGGGAGGCUGCAGCCUUGGGUGCAGCACAAGUUGCUUUUGUGCUACAAGGACGACACAGAGGUCUGCAAUUUGCGAUAGCAUCAGGACCUCAAAUGACUUCCCUCCAGGACACUGUGUGACUUACAUAGGCACAAAAUGUAUAACCUCUUCAAUUUUCCAAUGGUUAGAUCUUCCUUACAAUCUGUCUAUAUUUGUAAUCUGACUUAUUCAUUUUGGAAAACCCGAGUGUAAUUCAUCACAAGAAUGUUCUUGCUUUUCGUGAUUUGCAAUCUUGUCCCGAGUAAUGAAGCAUCGAAACACUUAACCAAA
Messenger RNA from Cucurbita maxima (winter squash), 1138 nucleotides. RefSeq lists its product as uncharacterized. Bases 61 to 948 code for a protein of 295 amino acids. Gene Ontology annotation, biological process: protein ubiquitination. The record is from RefSeq and is a predicted model, not a curated record. Gene Ontology annotation, molecular function: zinc ion binding; ubiquitin-protein transferase activity. Gene Ontology annotation, cellular component: membrane. The transcript has 8 exons. Lineage: Eukaryota; Viridiplantae; Streptophyta; Magnoliopsida; Cucurbitales; Cucurbitaceae.